GUCUGAAGUCAGCCUGCUGCUGAAGUGAAACACUUAGUUGGAGCUUGUUUGCUGGGUCUCUACCUGAGUGAGUCGAGCAGACCUUCGCUGCAGAGUCUUUCCAUCACAUUAAGUGUCUGCAGCUGGCUGUACUCCACCCCACUCGUGUCCUAGUCCCUUGUGUUGUGGUUCCUCAAUGCCUAAUGACAAGAUGAGGCUGAUCUAUUACUGCAGUGCUUUGCUGCUGAUGCUCAUUAUUCCCAGAAGUUGCCAAGGUGGCAACAUCCUUGUGUUUCCCACUGAAGGCAGCCACUGGGUGAACAUGGAAGUUUUGAUCAAAGCCUUACACUCAAGAGGACACAACAUCACGAUUGUGCGCUCCAGUAAAAGCUGGUAUAUCAAAGAAAACUCCUUGUACUACCACACAUUAACAGUUAAAGUGGACAAAAGCUUGGGCCAAGAGUUCAUCUCAAAAAUCGUAAUUGAUGUGAUCAAUUUUGAAAGGGGAGCCAUGCCCUUGUUGCAGUUUCUGUACAUGAAUUUUGGAAUGUUAAGCAUUUUUUAUGAAGCUCACUCGCUCAUAGCUGGAUAUGUGUCAGCAAUUUUAGAUGACCAAGCAUUGAUCAGAAGCAUGAAUGACACCAAGUUUGACAUAUUAAUCACUGAUCCCUGCUGGGGAGGUGGAACCAUUUUAGCCAAACAUUUGGAUCUUCCUUUGGUUUAUAAUGUCCGCUGGUUAAUUGGUGCAGAUGCUCAUUUUGAUAUUGCUCCUUCCCCUGUCUCAUAUAUUACUAUAACGGGGUCUGGCAACACAGAUAAGAUGACCUUCUUGCAGAGAGUUAAAAACAUGAUUCUGUAUAUAAUUACCCAAGCACAAAAUACCUUCGUGAUCAAGCUAGCAUACCAAAAGUUAUGUGACAAAUAUCUUGGGCCGGGUAUUGACUUUUACCAGUUAAUGCAGGCUGCAGAUCUGUGGCUGAUGAGAGUCGACUUUGUCUUCGAGUUCCCUCGUCCCACGAUGCCUAAUGUGGUUUAUAUGGGAGGGUUCCACUGCAAACCCCCCAAACCUCUUCCAGCACACCUGGAGGAGUUUGUCCAGAGUUCAGGAGAUCAUGGGGUCAUCCUCAUGUCUCUGGGGACAUUUGUGGAUGAACUUCCUGAAGAUCUAGCAAAUGCGAUUGCUGGAACUUUUGCAAAAUUACCUCAGAAAGUCAUCUGGAGAUACAAAGGCACCAGACCAGCAGCUCUGGGCAACAACACUUUACUCGUUGACUGGAUGCCACAGAAUGACCUUUUAGGACAUUCUAGAAUCAAACUAUUUGUGGCUCAUGGAGGAACAAAUGGAGUUCAGGAAGCCCUUUAUCACGGCGUUCCAGUUGUUGGACUGCCUUUGUUUUUCGACCAGUAUGACAAUUUGCUGCGUCUGAAAGCAAGAGGAGGGGCUAAAAUUUUAACUGUUGUCACAGUCGAUAAAGAUGACAACUUUCUAAAGGCCAUACAGGAAGUACUUCAUGAGCCAUCCUACAGGAUGAACAUGAAGAGACUUUCCAGGCUGCACAGAGACCAGCCAAUGAAGCCACUGGACAGCGCCCUCUUCUGGAUAGAGUUUGUCAUGAGACACAGAGGUGCAAAUCACCUGAGAACAGAAUCAUACAAACUGCCCUGGUAUUCCUACCACGCUGUAGACGUCUUUGUGUUCCUUACUGGAGCUGUGCUGCUCAUGAUUUUUACCAUUGUCAUUUUCAUAAGGUGUUUAUGCAACACAGUGUGUAAAAGAAAAAUCAAGAGAGAAUAGUUUUUCAAAGCCUUGCAAUUUUUAUCCUUAAUAUGCAGAAGUAGAUUUUUGUUGUAAGUCAAGUAAGUCAGUGCAUUUUAUUCAUUAAGAGUUUUACUGUUGUGUUAUUUCAAAUUGCUGCAUUUCUAAGUUGUCUCUUAUAU
Thalassophryne amazonica is the source of this 1917-nucleotide messenger RNA. RefSeq names its product UDP-glucuronosyltransferase 2C1-like. The record is from RefSeq and is a predicted model, not a curated record. NCBI's taxonomy places the organism in Eukaryota, Metazoa, Chordata, Actinopteri, Batrachoidiformes, Batrachoididae. The transcript has 3 exons. The coding region runs from base 176 to 1774 and encodes 532 amino acids. Gene Ontology annotation, molecular function: UDP-glycosyltransferase activity.